AGUAUAGAGCCUAUUAAUAUACUGCAGUAUUUUUCGAGAUGCAUGAGGACCAUACUGGAAAAUAUUUGAUUUUCCAAUGUUUAACUUUUUUGGUUCUAGGCAGCUGCAUGGAGCUGCCUAGAACCAAAACUGAAGCCUUGAUGCGCUGAGCACUCAACCGGAAUAACCCGGAAUAGUGAUCACGACAUUGGUGGAGUGGCCGUUGGGUUAGGGUUGGGGUAAGGGGGUUUGCCAUUAGUGAUAUUUAUUUGAAAUGACACUCCAAAGGGCAAGUAGGGGAGUUGGUUGUGUGCCACUGUGGUCUAGUGAUCUCAAGACAUACUUUUAACAGACAACAAAUGAAUACAUAUGUUUUGAGAUCUCAUUUUUGUGGCAAUCUUUUGGAAAAUGGAACAUGUGUAUGGAAAUUAUCUUUCUAUAAUGGACAUUGGCACAAAUCGCGAGUCUAUUGAUGCAGCUUUUAAGGAGCAGGAACGUGGUAGACUCACCCACAUCAUUAACCAGUGGAAUUCCAAAAGACUCGAUCUGUUUGAAAUCAGCCAACCAGAUCAGGACCUGAAGUACUACGGUGUGAUGAGAUUUUACUGGGAAGACCAGGUAGCAGGAAAUGUUGCCACCAAGUGCCUGCGUGUCAGUUGCACCGACACUUCCCAGGAGGUCACUGGGACCCUGCUGGAGAAGUUCCGGCCAGACAUGAAACUUAAAGUGGACUCCUUCUCUUUGUAUGAGGUCCACAUCAAUAAAGAGGAAAGACAGCUAGAGCUGAAUGAGAAGCCACUGCUUGUGCAACUCAGCUGGAUUCAAAACAACUGUGAGGGACGCUUUGUCCUGAGGAACACCAAGACUUUACCUCAGAAUACUGAAGAAGUGAAGAAAGAGAAAACAGGUGUCAUCCAGAAUUUCAAGAGGACACUGUCCAAAAAAGACAAAAAAAGAGACAACUCUGUUGGUCAUAAUGACAAUAAAAAUGGAAAAGAGAAUGGACAAAAUGUGAAAAAGUCCACAUGCCAGCAACAGGCCAGUCCAUCUAAAACACCAAACUCUGAUGUUCAUGGGAAGAAGUCAGGAGGACCACAAAAUAAGGCCUCCGGAAGCCAGGGCCCAUGCAGAUCAGAGCGAGCAGGACAGGCUCCCCAAAACAAAGACAACUGCCCAUCAACACAGACGCUGCCAGUCAGCAUUAAGUUAGCAGACAACCAUGAAGAAGCAUUCCUGGUUGCCAUAGUGAGCUACACCAGCUCCACUGUGCACUUCCCCCUGUCCCCAGCCUACGCUUUCUACCUGGUCACUCGCUCUCUGAUUGGUGGCACUCAUGACAGUAUGCACCACAUUGCCACCAUAACAAACAAGAUGGUGGCCAUGAUAGAUACUGUAAUUGAGAAACACAGGACCAUUGCUGUGUCUCUGGCCUUCUGGAUGGCCAACGCUUCCGAGCUGCUGAACUUCCUGAGGCAGGACCGAGACCUGAACCCUCUUACCAGGCCAACUCAGAAAACUCUGGCUCAGCUAGUACACCACUCCUUCAGAUACCUAUCCCAGCGUCUGCAGAAGGACCUUGAGAAACACAUGCCAUCUUUCUUGACUGAUGCUAAGGACCAGACAACCAAGUCUUCAGCAAUAGAGGGAGUGCUGAACUGUCUGGUGCGAGCCAUGAGCUUGUUGCGCAGGUGCCGGGUGAACGCAGCCUUCAGCAUCCAGCUCUUCUCCCAGCUGCUGCACUUCAUCAGCGGCUGGCUGGUGAACUGGCUGCUGGGCUCAGGGCCGACGCUGAGGGGUCACCACCGGAGGUCACCGCUGUGGCUGGACACGAUGCGCCAGCGACUUGCUCUCGUCUCAGCCUGGGCCGAGAGGCAGGGCUUGGAGCUUGCUGCUGACUGCCACCUGAGUCUUGUUAUGCAGGCCAUAACUCUCCUGAGCAUGAAUGCACAGACCAUGCAGGACACUAAGAGGGUCCACGAGGCCUGUUUCAAACUGAAUUCCCUACAGAUACGCACACUGACUGCCAAUAUGCCUACCAUACCACGUGGUAUGAUUGAUAACCUGGUCUCUAUGGCAGAGAUCACAACAGAUAACGUGCUGAAGAGAGAGGGGUGGGAGAUUCGGCUGGAGGUGGAUGUUGAUCUCCACUUGCCUUUCCUCCUGCCCGAGGACGGUUACACCUGUGACAGCAUGCAGGGCAUUCCACAUGGUUUCCGGGACUUUCUGGAGCCCAUCUGCCACAAAGGCCUCUGUUCUCUGAUGUUUCAACCCCUCUCUUCUGGCACUUGGACUGUCUUCUUCAGCCGAACAGACUCUGUGUCCUCUGACACCUCAAACUUGUGUCACGAAACGAACAGCACUGACCUGAUGAAACCUGAUGUGAUGAUGAUUGCUCUUAAGAAACCAUUGCAUCGUGGACUUGGCCUCAGCAUAGUCGCCGCCAAGGGAUCUGGACAGAACAAGCUGGGGAUUUUUAUCAAGUCCAUUGUGAGAGGUGGAGCAGCACACGUGGAUGGCCGUCUGACAACAGGAGACCAGCUUCUCUCUGUGAAUGGACAGAGUCUAGUGGGCCUCUCCCAGGAGAAGGCAGCAGACAUUUUGUUGCACAGCAGCUCUGUGGUGAACCUGGAGGUAGUGAAGUCGGCAGCAGUGUUCUAUGGACUGGAUGACAUGUUAAUCGAGCCCCCUACAGUCACGACCAGAGCUGAAACAACAGAGCAGAUCAGCCCCUGCAAAAAACUGAUGGGGAUGAGGGGAGACCCCAAAGCUACGGUCCUCCUGAGGAACAGAUGGGAGUACCGCUCUAACCCCAACUUGGCUUAUCCUCACAAUGAUUCUUGUGAGAUGUCAGUUGACCCAGUCACCCCAGCCAAUAAGAUCACAUCAGUUUCCACAGGCAAUUUACUGGAGGAGCCUGGCUUGCCCCCCUGCCCUUCUGAGCCUGUGUGGGGACACCAGAGAGACUACCUCACCCUGCCGACACCCAGAUCUCACAGCACUGGACAGCAAAAGCCUGAACAGACCCUCAGCACAGUGCCUUCAGACAGACCUACUGGGGUGAACACUAUGAGAUACGCUCGGUCACAGGAGAACUUAUGUGAGGAGAGACGAUCUCCGUCCGUUCUAGACAGAUCACAGAUCUGGAAAAGCCAGUAUGAUCUUGCCAAACAACAGACCACAAGCCAAUCCAUCGCCAUCCCUGUGCAAUCAAACUUCAGCACACUGACCAGAUUCAGCCACCAAGACCAGUGGAGGGCCUCAAAAACGGGCAUUCUCAUGAAGACAUCCCAGCCCACACGAAUUGACGUCCCAGCCUCACCGUCACACGGACUCUCCUUUGUGACCUUCCGACCGCCAGCGGCUUCUCCAGCAGGAAACCAAAGCCACAGUGGCUCUCAUGCUCUGAUCAGAGCCCCACCGCAUGCUGCUCUGCUUCAGGACCGUCAGGGCCAACACCACCCCGGUCUGGUUCCGUCCUGCUCCACGCUGCCUCGCCCUCGCCUCUCUUCUCUCUCCGCGCAACAGCAGAGGCUCUCCGUCAGACCCCAGACCUCAACCCUCAGGCCAGCCUCCACGCCACCAGCCCCAAAAGAGUCCCCAAGCCAAGCCCUCACUUCCUCACAUUGUCUCAGCUCCACCCCUGCUAGUAGGCAUGCGCAGCAGCCUACGGGUCUGACCGCUGAGUCGCCUGCCGGAAGUGGCCUCUGGCUGGACCCGUGGCGCAGGGAGGAGCGGGAGCGUCUGCAAAAGCAGUACCGCCACCAGGCCGUGGACCAGCUGGAGCAGGAGGUGCAACAGCUGCAGGGCAAGGUGCAGCGCACCCUGGAGGAGAGCGAGCGCCUGCGCAGGCUCUCGCUCGAGUGGCAGUUCCAGAAGCGGCUGCAGGAGUUCCAGCAGAGCGAGAGCGACGAGGACGGGGACGUGGACAUCAGGGAGCACGAGCGGCGGCAGGAGGAGGGGAGGACGGUGGUGGAGACACAGCCAAUGGAACACAGCAUCAACCAGCUGCAGAGUAAAGGUCAUGAAGACAAAGCGGAGGUCAAGAGCCAGCUUAAAGGAGAGAUCAAAGGCACAACAGGAAGUAUUGUGGAGUCUGGCUCAAAUUACAAUGCAAUGAAUGGAAAUCACCAGGGAGGAGACUUCGAUCAAGUGAAGGCACCUGAGAAGCUGUCCUUUAAGGAGCGCCAGAAACUCUUUGCUUUAGCUGUGAGCUCCUAAUGUCCUGUAGUGAAUGUUUUCUCAUCAAGUGGUGUGUAGUCUGUGUGUACAUAAAUGGAACCAACAGUAAUGUGCAUGAGAAUUACGUGGUACAUCACCUGAAAACAUUUGUCAUUGUCUGUUCAACUGUGCUAUAUUGUGGCUGGUGUUCCCUUAAAGUUUGGAAUCUUUUCAGUCUUUGGAUAUUUUUACCUACCUUUUUUUUUAUAAUUUCAUGAAUUAUUAAUUUUCUUAUAAUGUCUUGAAUGUUUUUAUUUACCCUUUUUAUAAUUUUGAUGUACAAUUAAUGUGUCAUGUAUCACUAUGCUGAAACCCGCGGUGUAGAUUUUACUGAAAUGUUCAUCUCUGGACCUGGGAGUUGCCAGUCUAAGACCAGAUGAAAUACAUAACUAUAUAGCCUAGUUUUUAUGUUAAGGCAAUUGUUUUGUUAUUGCUGGAAGUGAUGAUUAAGCUGAUUGCUAUCAGACAUCCUGAGAGAGCUAUUACUAAAAUAGAUUUUGAUUUAAAAGCAUUGACUGUAUGUUUCUGGUCCAAAUGGAGACAAUCAUACAUCAAUCAUAAAUACCUUUGGUGAGAUUCAGUAUAUUGUAAAUGUGGGUGGCAACAGUGAACAUGUGGAGUGCAACAUCAUGUAACAACCAGGCACAUUCCCCAUAAAAGUGUCAGUUCAGUGCAGUAGUGCAGCUUCAAAGAGGACAUAGCUAAGGUGAUUAUUGCUCUUUUCUGGUUGUGGGUGGGUUGCAAGAGAAAAAAUAGUCUUGUCUUUGUCAGCGGCACUCAGUUGCAAUGAAUUGUCUCAGACUGUGCACUUUGAUGUCAUGGUGCUGACACAUUGAAAGGUUAGGAAAAAACUACUGACUGCAGUCUAUUGCAAUCUUGUUCUGUUUUUUUUAGUAGCAGUAUAUUACCAGAAGGGUGAAUUGGAACAACAUCCAGUAAACCUUGAUGUACUAUACAAGGCAAAGAUUCAAUAAAUGAUUUAAAAA
Molecule: messenger RNA, 5183 nt
Organism: Alosa alosa (allis shad)
Lineage: Eukaryota; Metazoa; Chordata; Actinopteri; Clupeiformes; Clupeidae
Product: afadin
Exons: 26
Coding region: 388-4197 (1269 amino acids)
Biological process (GO): signal transduction; regulation of protein localization
Cellular component (GO): adherens junction
Molecular function (GO): cell adhesion molecule binding
Source: RefSeq, a predicted model, not a curated record